Messenger RNA from Stegodyphus dumicola, 2583 nucleotides. Its product is annotated as formin-binding protein 1-like. Gene Ontology annotation, biological process: signal transduction. Gene Ontology annotation, molecular function: protein binding. The record is from RefSeq and is a predicted model, not a curated record. Lineage: Eukaryota; Metazoa; Arthropoda; Arachnida; Araneae; Eresidae.
UUCAAAACUAGAUUUUGUUUUUUUAACAAUUCUUUAUUUUUACUCAUUAAUAUUUUUUGUUGCAGCAUCUUCAUGAUGGCCAAAAAUAUCAAAGCAAUCUAAUAAAUUCUAGGUAUCUUUUAGAAAAGAAUAAAAAGGCUUAUGAAAAGUCUUUUAAAGAAGCUGAGAAAGCCAAUGAUACUUUUAUAAAGAUUGAUGCUGAUAUUAACCUCUCUAGAGCUGAUGUGGAAAAAGCACGCAUGCACGCUCAACUAAAAAGUCGAACUUGUGAAGACAGUAAAACUGAAUAUGCCAAUCAACUACAAAAGACAAAUGAACUACAAAGGGUUCAUUUUACAGACCUUAUGCCAAAUAUUUUCCAGCAACUUCAAGAUAUGGAAGAAAGGAGAAUUGCAUGUGUACAAAGUGUAAUGAAGAGGACAGCAGACGUGCACAAACAGGUUCUACCAAUCAUCCAGAAAUGUUUGGAAGGCAUUGUCAAUGCAGCAGAAUCUAUUAAUCCUCGAGAAGAUUCGUAUUUGGUAAUUGAAAAGUAUAAAUCUGGUUAUGAUCCACCUGAAGAUAUUCCAUUUGAGGAUUUAAGUAACAGAAAUGGUGAUCUAUCUAAUACUGUAUCAUCAAAUAGAACUGAUAUUCUGACAGUGAAAGGAACAUUAUCUGGAGGUAGAUCUAAGAAGCGAGGAAGAAUUUUAAAUAUCUUCAGCAGUGCAAAGAACACCGUUGAUGAAAUAAAGGAGGACUAUAGUGACUUACCACCUCAACAGAGAAAAAAGAAACUGCAGCAAAAAAUAGAUGAAAUAAAAUCUAAAAUACACCAAGAAACACAGGCAAGAGAUGCACUCAUGAAAAUGAAAGGAGUAUAUGAACAAAAUUCAGCUAUGGGAGAUCCUGCUUCUGUAGAUGGACAGUUAGCAGACAAUGGCUUAAAAUUAGAAAAAUUACAAAAUGAGCUACAAAAGUUUCAGGGUUAUAUGUUGGAAGCUGAAGGUCAUGGAAGUGGGUUGAGUUUAAGUCGAGAACACAGAAAUAGUCUUUCUGAAGAUUCACUUUCACGAAGUGCAUCAGAUUCCAGUGUGUGUAAUCCCAAUGGCAACAUUAAUUACAAAAUAUCUGCUCCAAAUACUCCACAGCAAAUGCAUGGGUUUUCUAACAGCCCUGAGAGCGGUAUUGGAACAAGCCAACCAAGCAUUACUGAUGAUGUCGAUUGUUAUCCUGAUCCAGAAUUUGAGCAUGAAUAUGAGUAUAAUGAUGAAUUCGAUGCAGUACUAGGGACUGGAAAAGCCUUGUAUCCAUUUACAGGACAAAGUGAAGGCUCCAUUGAUGUGUGUGAAGGUGAAGAAUUUGAUAUUGUUGAACUUGAUCAAGGUGAUGGGUGGACGCGCGUCCGGAAACGCAAUUUUGAAGAAGGAUUUGUUCCUACAUCAUACAUAGAAACGUAUUUGUACAAUAACUGUUGAUGCAUCAUUUAUUAAAAGCAGUAUACAGCAUGAAGAAAGAAGAGUCAUUAAUGUGUUCUUUCAUUGUGAUUUAACUUUUUAGGAAUUUAAAUGCCUAGAGACAUUAUUAUUGAGAUUAAAUAUAUUAUUGAAAUUGCUUCUAGAUUGCUAAGCAGCUGAGCCAUUGGAGGUAUUAUUUAAAUAUAUGACACAGUUUCCAUAAUGAAUGGAUAUAUCUGAAGAGGUGACUAUAUUUCUUUUCAGUUUUAUCUUGUUGGACAUAUAAUAUGCUGAAUGUCUUUCAUUUUACAAUCAGUAUAACAGACAUAUAUAUGUAUAUGUUUUGUUACUCAACAUCUAAAAUUUUUAUAUGUGUGUAUAUAUAUAUAGUCACCUUUUGUGAUAUUGAAAGAACAGGCUCAAGAUUCUAUGUUGUAGGAAGUAUUAUUCCCCUUCUUUUUUGUUCAUGAUUUUGAAGCACUGUAGACUAUAUUAGUACUGCAGUUUGCUCCUGUGUUACUGAUGUGAUAAAUUUAAUGUUUUUCUGAAUGAAUUCAGUAUUUCUAACUUUACCAUUACAAUCAUUAUUGUGACUUGUUUGUAUUGUAUGUAUUAUAUGUUAUUGCUCAAGGUUAUAUUCCAUUUCAUCUUUCAAAUAACAGUAAGAAACUGUGUCCUUUUGUAAUAUCUUUUAAUGUAAAUAUAGCAGUUGUGAAUAAUUUAUCAAUUUUUAAAAAUUUUAUUAUAGCUAAAGGGGAUUAAAUGCUAAAGUAUUUUAAAUAAUUCUUUUUGUAAUUCAGUUUGUAAUAUGAACUAUAAAUGUAUUUUUAUAGAAAAUUUAUCUUUUUACAAUGUGCAAGAUAUGAUAAUAUUAGUGCCUUUUAAAAUGUUGACUGCCUUUAUAUAAGUGGUUAUACAAGUAACUGUCAGUUUAUUAUAGCUUUUUUAAUUGAAUUUUAAUAUGCCAUAUAUUUUGAAUGAGAAUAUAUUGAGACUGUUUUUAUAGUUCCUGGUUGUACAUUUCACCAGAAUUUUAGAAAAUUUUGUACCUUUAUAAUUAAAUUCCUGAAUUGUGCAUGCUUUGGUCAUGCUGUUUAGCCAAAUUCAUUUUGAUACUUUUUUUGCUGAAUAAAGCUUAAUGCACGAA